CUUUCAUUGUGUUGCAUUGAUGCCAACAAAUUCUGCUUAAAUGCAUACGGAUAUUAUAAUUGGUGAUCAGUUUGCCGUCAACAACAACUACUGGGUGAUGCAGUCCCCGGAACUGGAUUAUCGGCACGAGCUGAUGGGACGUCUGCACAAGAUCGAGCCGGCCGACGUGGAACUGGAAGUGCUCGCUGCUGCUGCUGCUGCCUCCAACAACAACAACAACACGAAUAGUAACAACAACAACAACAGCAGCAACGGCAACGGCAGCCAAACGCCCAGCAGCAACAACUCGGCGGCAUCUUCGCAUCAUCAUCACCAUCAUCAGUUCCAUCACCACCACCUGCAUUCGCACCACCAUUCACAUGCACACCACCACCAACAUCAUCAUCAGCAUUUGCACCACAGUCUGCAGAGCGGCGAGAGUGGUGCCGCCUUGGAUGCCUGGCAGCUGGCUGCCUCCAGCUAUGCCAGCGACCAGUCCCAGCAGCAGCAGCAGCAUCAGCAGCAGCAACAACAACCCGCCGGCUCGCCCAAUUCCAACUCAAAUUCCGCCUAUGGAUGUGCGCCGCUCUACGACGAAGCGCCCUACGAAGUGGCACUGGGCUAUGGAGCGGGUGCCGGCAACGGGGCGGGGGGCACGGCAACGGGCAGCGAGAAGGAGUAUUUGUAUGAAACCAAAAACAAAGAGGCUCUCUUCGGCGACCCCCUGGACGAUCCUUAUCAAAGACCAGCUCUCUGGGAUGAUAUUGCCACCUCAAUACAGAACAUCGAUCCGGAGAAUGCACUCAUGCUGAGCGCCAGCACAGUGGCCAAUGGCAGCGACAAUGCGGCAGCGAAUCAGGCGACACAGCAGCAACAGUUGCUGCCACAGGUCAAAAUGGAAGCAAUAGAUGAAACACUGCUCGAAACUUUCUCGACACCAAUGCUCAGUCCCAUGGAGAUUAAAACUGAAAAGCAGCAGCGACAACAGCAGCAGCAGCAACAACAGCAGCAGCAGCAACAACAGCAGCAGCAGCAGCAGCAAUAUCAUCAGCAACAACAGCAGCAGCAACACUAUCAGCAACAUUAUCAGCAACAGCAGCAACACUUGUACCAGCAUCAUCCUAGCCUCUCGCUGUCUGGGUUGCCACCCGCUGCUGAGGUUGUCGAGUUGCAGCUACAGCAGCAGCAGCAGCAGCAGCAACAUCAGCAGCAUCUCCACAGCGGCAGCAACAGUCCCAAGCAGGCAGCCGGCGACAUCAACAACAGCAGCAACAACAACAACAACAACUCUGCCUCCUAUCAGCAACAAUACGCAUCUCAGCUGAACAGCGCAUCAGGCGCUGGAUAUCUAAACAGUAGCAGCAACAACAGCAGUGCAUCUGGGGGCACCACCAGCAGCGUCGUCACCAGCAGCACCGGCAGCAGCAGCAGCAGCAGCUAUGGCUACAGCUGGCACCACAGCAGUCAGAGCUUUCACACCAAAUACCAAAUACACCCGCCAUCAGCAGUUGCCACUGCGACACCAACCACUGCCACACCCACAGCUCAACACGUGCUGCAGCAGCAACAGCAUCAGCAACAACAACAACUGCAGCUAUGCCCGCCAGCCGCGCCUAGCACACCGUCCGCCACAUCCGCCUCCUCCUCGGGCAGCGCCUCCUCGACGGGCUCCAACUCGACGCGUCACAUGUUCGUGCCACCGCUGACACCGCCCAGCUCAGAUCCCGGCAGUCCCGGCGCCUCCAUGGUCGCCGCAGCCGCUGCCGUUGCCCAGGCACAGCGGCGCUCCACGCCACCGCCGCCCUAUCAGCAGGGCCAUGGCCUAGCUGGCCUCUGUCCUAGCCUGGUUAAUCCGCCGCCCACGCUGCAGCUGCUGGGUGCCGGCACGCCCACCACGCUGACGACACUCACGCCCGCCAAUGCAGCCAGCGCAGUUGGAGCAGUCCAGCAGCCGGCGCCGCCGCCACCUCCGCCGCCGCCGAGCAGCGGGCGACGCGGCCGACAUGCGCACCAUCAGCCAGGAACGCCGGCGCAUAUCGCCAGCCUGAUGAGCGUGCGUACCGUGCGCUACAAUCGGCGCAACAAUCCGGAGCUGGAGAAGCGUCGCAUCCAUCACUGUGAUUUUGUGGGUUGUUCCAAGGUCUAUACGAAGAGCUCGCAUUUGAAGGCGCAUCAAAGGAUACACACGGGUGAAAAGCCCUACACCUGCCAGUGGCCGGAAUGCGAAUGGCGUUUCGCUCGCUCCGAUGAACUGACGCGACAUUAUCGCAAACACACCGGCGCCAAGCCCUUCAAGUGCAUCGUCUGCGAGCGAAGCUUUGCGAGAAGCGAUCACUUGGCACUCCAUAUGAAGCGCCACUUGCCGAAGAAUAAGUGAGGCCGUCGUGUCGGGCGGAGCGGCUACCAAUCAACUAUAUCACAAUCCAAAGGACUUUAGUUAA
Drosophila novamexicana is the source of this 2420-nucleotide messenger RNA. It is a transcript of the gene dar1, whose product is annotated as dendritic arbor reduction protein 1. Gene Ontology annotation, molecular function: DNA-binding transcription factor activity, RNA polymerase II-specific; RNA polymerase II cis-regulatory region sequence-specific DNA binding. The transcript is spliced from 6 exons. Gene Ontology annotation, biological process: regulation of transcription by RNA polymerase II. Lineage: Eukaryota; Metazoa; Arthropoda; Insecta; Diptera; Drosophilidae. The record is from RefSeq and is a predicted model, not a curated record. Bases 41 to 2356 code for a protein of 771 amino acids.